This is a messenger RNA of Camarhynchus parvulus, 1328 nucleotides long. RefSeq names its product Spi-1 proto-oncogene (gene SPI1). Gene Ontology annotation, molecular function: sequence-specific DNA binding; DNA-binding transcription factor activity, RNA polymerase II-specific. Bases 309 to 1100 code for a protein of 263 amino acids. The record is from RefSeq and is a predicted model, not a curated record. Gene Ontology annotation, biological process: cell differentiation; regulation of transcription by RNA polymerase II. The transcript is spliced from 5 exons. NCBI's taxonomy places the organism in Eukaryota, Metazoa, Chordata, Aves, Passeriformes, Thraupidae. Gene Ontology annotation, cellular component: nucleus.
GACCCAGGGCCUAUCUGCCUUCUACAGACAUUUGAUAAAAUCAGGAACUUCGCAUACAACUCGGGAAGAAGUUCACCUCCAAACCUAUUAGGGCAAACUAUGAAAACUUGUUAGGGUCCUCUUGUCCUGAGAUCCACCACUGCUAAGGGACUUCACGGAGUCCAAGGAUCUCACUUUUUUUCUUUUUUUUUAAUUUUCUCGUUAUUUUUCCUUUUUUCCCCACCAUUUUUAAAUAUGAUAUUUUGCAAGUCAGUUAUUCUGGAUGUUUGAAAACUGAAUUAAGAAAAAUUCACUCAGAAGUUGGCUGAAUGUUGCAAGCUUGCAAGAUGGAAGGAUUUCCCCUUAUUCCCCCUCCCUCUGAAGAUAUGGUACCCUAUGAGUCAGACCUCUACCGACAGCCCCAUGACUAUUACCAGUAUCUCAACAGUGAUGGAGAGAGUCAUGGUGAUCAUUAUUGGGAAUAUCAUCCACACCACAUGCACAGUGAAUUUGAGACCUUUGGAGACAACCAUUUCACAGAGCUGCAGAGUGUGCAGCCUCCCCAGCUGCAGCAGCUCUACAGGCACAUGGAGAUCGAGCAAAUGCACGUCCUGGAUUCUGCAAUCCCAACCACACACAUUGGACUCAACCAUCAGGUGUCCUAUUUGCCCCGGAUGUACUUCUCUCCACCUCAGCCCAGCUCUGAUGAGGAGGACAUAGAGAGGCAGAGCCCCCCCUUGGAGGUUUCAGAUGGGGAGAAUGAUGGUGUGGAGCCUGGGCCUGGAAUUAUUCAUGGAGAAACAGGCAGCAAGAAAAAGAUACGUCUGUAUCAGUUCCUUCUGGACCUUCUUCGCAGUGGGGACAUGAAGGACAGCAUUUGGUGGGUGGACAAGGAGAAAGGUACUUUCCAGUUCUCCUCCAAACACAAAGAAGCACUGGCGCAUCGCUGGGGUAUCCAGAAAGGCAACCGCAAGAAAAUGACCUACCAGAAGAUGGCACGGGCUUUGAGAAACUAUGGCAAGACAGGGGAGGUCAAGAAAGUUAAGAAGAAGCUGACCUACCAGUUUAGUGGAGAGGUGAUGGGAAGGGGGGCCACUGAUAGGAAGCAUUAUCCUCACUGAGGCCAUGGGACCCUAAGCAACAAAAAUAUUGAGAGCUCCUGGCUGGAUUCCAGCAGAGGAGAUGGACGCAUCUUUCUCUUUGCUUCCUGUGCCCCCUUCUCUGCCUUUAAACAGCCUUUAUCAUCAGAUGUUUCUGGUACGAAUCCCCUUCUUCAGCAUCUGAGAACCCCAAUCAUGACAGAAUUGUUUGCUUCCAUCCUCCAAGUUGGACAGAGUUGGGAAAUUUAA